Capsella rubella is the source of this 1258-nucleotide messenger RNA. Its product is annotated as probable WRKY transcription factor 54. NCBI's taxonomy places the organism in Eukaryota, Viridiplantae, Streptophyta, Magnoliopsida, Brassicales, Brassicaceae. The transcript is spliced from 3 exons. Gene Ontology annotation, molecular function: DNA-binding transcription factor activity; sequence-specific DNA binding. Gene Ontology annotation, biological process: regulation of DNA-templated transcription. The record is from RefSeq and is a predicted model, not a curated record.
AAAAACAAAAAAAUCUCAUUUCUUCUUCUCUCCACUAUAUUACAACAUUUCUUCAUUCUGAAAUCAUCCAAACCAAAAAAACCUAAAAUAAAAAAGAAAGAAGGUAACAUAUACAUUAUAAGAAAAAAAUGGAUUCGAAUAGUAACAAUACCAAAUCCAUAAAGAGAAAAGUUGUAGACCAACUUGUUCAAGGCUUUGAAUUCGCUACUCAGCUUCAGCUUCUCCUCUCUCAUCAGCAACACUCUAACCACCGUCUCGUUUCCGGAUCAGAGAUGAGUGGAAUAACAGGUGCUGGAUUAAAUUGCUGGAAAGAAUAUAAAACAGUUAGUAACCAUUCUGGUGUGAAAUUGUGACCCGUCGCCGUCUCCGUCCCCAUCGCCGUCGAAGGUUCAUGGAAUGCUUCGUGCGGCGAUGAUUCGGCUGCUCCGGCUAGUUGCAACGGCGGAGAUUCCGGUGAUAGUAAGAAGAAGAGAUUAGGGGUUGGUAAGGGUAAAAGAGGAUGCUACACUAGAAAGAAGAGAUUGCAUACUAGGGUCCUGGAAGCUAGAAGUUCUGAAGACAAAUAUGCUUGGAGGAAAUAUGGACAAAAGGAGAUUCUUAAUUCCAAAUUCCCAAGAAGUUAUUUUAGGUGCACACACAAGCCAACGCAAGGAUGUAAAGCAACAAAGCAAGUUCAGAAGCUGGAGAAAAAUCCGGAGAUGUUCCAAAUCACAUAUGUUGGCUACCACACAUGCACUGCCAGUGACCAAACACAAGCCAAGGUGGAGCCAAUAGAUCACGGUAUCAUCAUGGAUUCGGACAAACCAUUGGACGCAACUAGUGCUCAGAACCAUGUCAAUGCUAAGAUACAAGAGGAAGAUAACAACAUCAGUAGUGUGACAGAGGUAAGCAUAGUGAAAGAGGAAGAAAAAAACAAUGGUGAUCUUUAUAAAGACUAUUGUGAAGGUUCUUCGACGGAUGGGGAUUUGUCAUUGGUUUGGCAGGAAUUGAUGAUGUUUGAUGAUCAUCAUCAAAACCAAUACUGUUUUGGUGAAGUCAGUACUACUUCUCAUCAUCAUUUAGCUUUCGUCGAUAACGAUCAGUUUUCCUCCUUUUUUGAUUCAUGUUCAUAGUGGUAAGUCAUCACCAGGCCUGUAAUAUUUCCACCUUCUUUUGGAGUAUGUUUAGUGAAUGUGAUAUUGUUGUUGGUACGUUUGACAAAAACACCAUAUAUACAUCUCUGUAUUCAUAUUUUGAACUGAGUACUACACAAUUUGUA